CAAUAUUACGUUUUUUUUCCUUCCUCCUCGCUGACAAAGGCAAAUGAAGCCAUGUUUUUGCUUACAAACAUCUUAACGCGUGGAUGCGGAGCCAUGCGCCGAUGCGCUGCAUAAGGAGAGGCCGCUGCGACCUUCCGCCCGCUCCCCCCUGAUUCCUCACAUCUUUGGAAACGGGAUAGAUGGUUUUUAAUUUUUUACUUGGGAUAUGUUUUAAAGCGAACAACUUGAGCCGCGCCGUAACUCUCAGAGCCCAACGAGGACCUAAACAUAACAGAUCUGAUUGGAUGCAGAAAAUGAGUUUCGGGGUGAGCUGGUGAACCAGCGGUGGACACGAGGCGAGAGGAAUAGCAGCCGCUGUCAGGCCUCCCAGAGACCGCAGAGCCGUCGACCAAUCAUGAUGAGUGUGGAGGGUGACGACAAGCGGACUCGCACUCGGUCAAAGGGAAUCAGAGUUCCUAUUGAGCUCGUAGGACAAGAGCUGAGCUGCCCCACCCCCGGAUGCAAUGGCUCCGGCCAUAUCAGUGGGAGAUACUCACGACACAGAAGCCUUCUGGCUUGCCCCAUUGCCAGAAAGCGCCGUCUAGAGGAAGCUGAGCAGGAGCAGGAACAGGAACAGGAAGCAGGGAGGCCCGCCUCCAAAAGAAAGUCCCACCCCCUGAAACUUGCCCUGGAUGAGGGCUUCAGCGCCGAGAGUGACGCCAGCAGCGAGGCAGAGGACGAGGCCGAGAGGGAUGGAGGGAGGGUGGAAAAGGAGGCCAUGGAGGCAAGAGGGGAGGAAGAGAUGGAUGCAGGUGUGGAGGAGAUAGCAACCGAGCCCCCCAAGCAGGACACCGAUGGAGUGAUGAACGGACAGCAGGAGGAGGAGGAGGAGGAGGAGGAGAAGACAUCAGCAAGUGAUGAAGAGCAGGAGUGUGUGAUCGUGGAGCCGGAGCCGGAGCCGGAGCCACGAGCCACGUCACCUGCAGCCAAGGUGUGCCGGCCUCCUUCUCAGAGCGCCGAGGAGGUGGCCGACUCGCUGCUCCACCUGGGCCGAGUCUCUAACGGCCACGCUGUGAUCGUGCAGCAGAUUGAGGAUGUCAGCGUGGCAGCUGAGAGGGGUGAAGAAGUAAAGUAUGAGCAGGAGGGGGCCAUGCGCGAGGGCGAAGAGGAAGAGGAGGAGGCACAAAGAGCUCUGGAGGAGUCAUCUGUUCUGCAGAAUGAGGGGAGCGAGGUGGAGGAAGAACAAGGGGAGCGGGUUAACAUGAGCAACCAUGUGAGCCACAACCAACAGAUCAAAGGUGAAGAGGAGGAGGAGAUGGUGGUAUCAGUGCAGCAGACGCAGGAGACUCUAGCAGAAGAUGAGGAGGAUGAUGAUGAUGAUGAUGAUGAUGAUGAGAAAGAUGAAGAGGAGCCAAGGAGCCCGUUCCUCUCCAUAUCUGAUGUGCCAACUGCCGUCCGAACCAUCACCAGCACAGCAGCAGCUCAGGGAACACACAUCAAGACGGAAAACCACAUACUUCAGGAGGACUACAGCAGCAGCAAAUACGACUCCCUUCAGAACUUCAAAGCCAGCCCUCCUUUAAGCUACGGCUCCCACACGGCCAGUCCCCUGGAGGACUUCUUCUCCAUUCCCAGAGUGGAGAGCUACAAAAUUCACAAGGCCCCGUCCUCAGCCUCUCCCGACAUCAUUGAAGUGCGAUCUGAUAAGUCGGAGGAGAAAGACUUCGAUGACCUAGACGGAGACGAUGAGCGAGAUGAUGAAGACAGCCUGUCGCAGCGCUCCACGGUGACAGACGAGUCGGAGAUGUUUGACAUGACCAGAGGGAACCUGGGUCUCCUGGAGCAGGCCAUCGCUCUGAAGGCCGAGCAGGUGAAGCCGGCUGGGCCCAGAGAGCUGCUCCGUGCUCCAGAUCUCCACCACCAGAGAUACUUCACCAUAGAGGACAGACCCAAGCACCUGGACAUCAUCCGGAAGACCUACUUCAGCAAAGAGAGGCCAGAGAAGAGAGAGAACAAGUGUCCCACACCGGGGUGUGACGGGACAGGCCAUGUGACUGGUCUUUACCCCCACCACCGUAGCCUGUCAGGUUGUCCGCACAAGGACAGGAUCCCUCCAGAGAUUCUGGCCAUGCAUGAAAAUGUGCUGAAGUGUCCAACUCCUGGCUGCACUGGCCAGGGCCACGUAAACAGCAACCGCAACACACACCGCAGUCUUUCCGGAUGCCCGAUCGCUGCAGCAGAGAAGCUUUCCAAGACCCACGAUAAGCAGCAUCUCCCUCAGCUGGGCAGCGAGCACCUUAAAGGAAGCCCCAACGACAGAGUCCUGAGGCCUAUGUGCUUUGUGAAGCAGCUCGAGGUGCCCCAGUAUGGCAACUACAGGGCCAAUAUGGCACCCUCCACACCUCGCGCCAACCUGGCCAAGGAGCUGGAGAAGUACUCCAAGGUCUCCUUCGAUUAUGCAAGCUUCGACGCCCAAGUGUUCGGGAAGCGCACGCUUGCUCCAAAGAUGACCACCAGCGAAACUUCACCCAAAGCCUUCAAAACCAAGCCCUCAUUCCCCAAGUCACCCUCUCCAAGCCUGAGCCUCCAAGCUUACGGGAAGAACUCCACCCUCCCAUACGACUACUCCCAUGAUGCCGAAGCUGCUCACAUGGCUGCCACCGCCAUCCUUAACCUGUCCACUCGUUGCUGGGAGAAGCCUGAGAACCUCAGCAUUAAACCACAAAACAAGGAAAUGGACAUUGAGGUGGAUGAGAAUGGCACUUUGGACCUGAGCAUGAAGAAGCCUAUUAAACGAGAGGGCAGUGUGUCUGGCACCAGCCCUGGGGUUCGGUCUCCUGAUCCUUCUUCGUCCUCCUCCUCUUCGUUUCAUCCUAGUGGAAACAGUGGGAUGACAUCCCCAAACCUUCAUACGUACAAGCAGGAAGACUGGGAGGGACCUCUGGAUUUCACCAAACCCAACCGCCAAAGGGAGGAGGAAACAGACGAGAUGGAACACACAGGCCAGUCGUAUGUCUCAUCUGACCAGGAGGACUGUGACAUGAUGCAGGACUGCCUGGAGGACAGGAAGUACCCCGGAGAGGUCACAACCCCCAGCUUUAAAGUCAAGUUUCAGCCCAAGGACAGCAAGAAAGAACUGCUCUCGUGCCCCACACCUGGCUGUGAUGGCAGUGGCCACAUCACUGGAAACUACGCAUCCCACCGCAGUCUGUCUGGGUGUCCUCUCGCUGAUAAGAGCCUCCGGUCCCUCAUGGCGGCCCACACCCCUGAACUCAAAUGCCCCACGCCAGGAUGCGAUGGCUCAGGUCACAUCACAGGAAACUACGCCUCUCACCGAAGUCUCUCUGGGUGCCCGCGUGCCAAGAAAAGUGGAAUUAAAACUCCUACCAAGGACAACCAGGAGGACUCGGAGCUUUUAAACAGAUGCCCCGUGCCGGGCUGCGACAGCCUCGGCCACAUCAGCGGCAAGUACGCCACGCACCGCAGCGCCUACGGGUGUCCCCUGGCAGCCCGCAGGCAGAAGGAGGGUCUCCUGAACGGGAUGCCCUUCAACUGGAAGGCCUUCAAGACAGAGGGGCCCACCUGCCCCACCCCCGGGUGUGACGGCUCCGGACACGCCAACGGGAGCUUCCUCACGCACCGAAGCCUCUCAGGAUGCCCAAGAGCCUUGUUCGCAAAGAAGAAGGCCAAGUUCCCCUCAGAGGACUACAUGAGCACCAAGUUCAGAGCCACUGACGUUCUGGACAACGAUGAGGAGAUCAAGCAGCUCAACAGAGAGAUAAACGACCUCAACGAAUCCAACAACGAAAUGGAGGCAGACAUGGUCAACCUGCAAACUCAGAUCUCCUCCAUGGAAAAAAACCUGAAGAGCAUCGAGCACGAGAACAAGAUGAUCGAAGAGCAGAACGAGGCUCUCUUCAUGGAGCUGUCCGGUCUGAGCCGGGCCCUCAUCCGCAGCCUGGCCAACAUCCACCUGCCGCACAUGCAGGAGCCAAUCACGGAGCAGAACUUUGACAACUACGUCAGCACCCUGACCGACAUGUACACCAACAAGGAGUGCUUCCAGAGCCCGGAGAACAAGGCCUUGCUGGAGAGCAUCAACAAGGCUGUGAAGGGCAUCAAAGUGUGAGGUCCGACUGGCGGCGCAGCGAGAAAUCUGAGCCGGCUACUGAAGCUGGAGAGCUGGAUGCAGGAGGAAUUGGAGCGAUGAAGGAGGGAUGCUGAAAUGCUCAACAAUGUAUUUAAAUAUGUUUCAGAAACAAAAAGGGAAUUCAGGUUACUUAAAUAAAUGGCAAAUUUCAAAUAAAGUCAACCCAGGGAGCACUCUGUUGAAGAAAAGCGACCAAAAUCCACCCCAUGCUGCCGCUGGGAGUCAGCGGAGGAAACCUUCAGUCAGAGUGGACGGGAAGGAGGAAUAACGUUUCUAAGAACUACACCUGAGGGGCUUUGAUACGCUGAAUGUUUACCUGCUGAGUCUGCUUCUAGAGGCCGACCCGACCGGCUCCCGUGCUUCUGCUGAUCUGGAAGGAGGCGCGGAGGCGGGAUCCGCUCCUGGGAAGGACGAGCCGGAUGAUCGGACUUUCACCGCUGUCCUGUAGCAUUUGCCUGGGGCGCUGACAUGCGCUCACCAGCUGUCUGAUCCACGUCCCCACACACACACACACACACACACACACACACACACACACACACACACACACACACACACACACCCAUCCCAGCAAUAUGAGACCUGCGCUCACCUGAAUGUGGGUGUUUGAAACGGAAGCGCUCUGCAGCCCGGGCGGUGAGGCAGAUCUCAGAACAUUCUGAAUGCUCAGCAGACCAACCCUCUUUGUUUUUAACUGAAAGGAUGAUAGUAGUGGGCACACAUCUCAGAUUCAGUUAGUCAUAUCAAUAGUAUUUAUCUACAUAGGAAUUGCACUUCAUUUCAAUGAAUAGUUUUGUGGUACAAUAAUUAUUGUUAUAUAUGAAUUAUUUAAACUUGUGAACUUUUAAAUUGUAACUUAUUGCCUUUUAUGUUAUUGAGGUUUAUUUAUUUGAAGCAAUCUAUUUAUUAUUAACUUUGUUUUGUAAAACAAACAAAAAAAAAAUGCAACUUUACUGUUAACCCAUCUGCAGAUGUCUUAGGAACCUGGCUACAACGCCAGACGAGGCGUGCUUUUGGUUUUUAAAAACCUUUUUACGUGCAGAUGUUUUAUAAAAAGAAACAACACAACAGAAAUCUAAAUUCUUUUGAUAAUUUUACAAGAAAAUUUUUGUUUUUUAUGUUUUUCUUGCUUUCUUUUGUUUUGUUUGUGCUUUUUCUGUUACUGCUACAAACCCCGCAGGUGAGAGGAAACAUGAAAAAUGAUGUAUUUAUUAUUUAUUUAAUAAGAAAGAUGUGGACUGAUGUGUAUUUAUUUUGCUUUUAUUUAUGUGCUUGAUGUGACGGUUGAGUCUGAGUAGUAAAAGAAAAUCCACUGCUAAUAUUUAAAUAAACACCAUGGAUACCAGUACUGUUUGACUGCUUAGGCGUGUACUUAGACCAGCCAGCAGCUGAUUGUAAACCCAACAGAAGCACUCACUUCUCUGUUACUGUCACAUCUCUGUGUGCUCUUUUGCUUUUUGUCAGCCGAAGAAAACGAUUUUAAAAGAGUAAAAAAAAAAAAAAAAAGACGUUUUGUACCUCUCCCAAGCUCUUUGUAGCGGCCAGCACUGGCUCACCCAGAACCUCUACGAUGCACCGCGGCUGCUUGGGGAGUAUUCUCUGAUCAUCUGUAAAAUGUUCCACAUGGAGAGCUUUUCCAGCCGCGUUUUAGCCUGGAUGCAUGAGUUGAAAAUACACAGUGACAUAUCCAAAAACCCUUGAGAAUACGAUGAGGUCCUUUCUAUCUUUGACUAACUUCUAACAUACACACCCUUGUAGCCUUACUCUAGAUUUUAAUUUUUUGAUGCACAAAGUGCCACUGAUUUAACAAAAAAAAAAGAAGAAGAAGAAAAAAUAGGAUAAGAGCAAAAAGGAGAGUUUACUUUUUUCCUGAUUCUUUGCAUCUCUGCAAUGUAAGGAUGCCUGGUCCCGGGACGACCACGGCAUCGAGAGAGUGCGGAUUGUUUCAAAUGCCUUUAUUUCUCUGCCAAGAUGGCCAUAAGUACACUAUAUAUACAUUCUGUACAAAUAGAUUUUAAAGAUGCUAUAUAUAUGAAUAUAAACAUACAUAUAUUUUUCCAGUGUAAUUGUUGACUUCGUCUUCUCUUGUCUUAUCAGAAGCUGUUCAGGCGAGACGUGAGGGCGCGUCAUUGUGAGGAGGCGGUUGCUCCUUCUUUAAUAUCACUUAGACCUGCUCUACUGUGGCUUUAAACAUUCAGUCUAGCUGAAGUCGUUGGUGGUAGUGUGACAGUACUUUGGAUCCCGUCGUCCUCCCCGGUUCUUCUUUUCCGUCCACCUGUCUGUCUUUAGCCUGAAAGUCGGCCGCGUGUUCACGGCUGACUCUGAGACUAGCUGGAAGGCUCGUCGUCCCCGAGUGUCAUGUGAGUUCGUGUAUAUUGAGAAAAAAAAAAAAAAAAAGAUGCCUCUGAAUAAUGUUCUGCACCUUGUGUUCAGCGACGUCGUGCAGUUUCUUAAUCUGAUUCUUGGUGUGUGUUGUCCACGGUAAAAGGCCUGCUCGCGCUGUGCUCCUUCACGUUGAAGCAAAGCAGCAGGUGUUUGUGUGAGCUGCCUUUGGCUGAAACCAUUCCCGUGUGUAACUCUGAUGUCCACGGCAUGUUGUAAAUGUGCUCUUAGCCAGCGUAGAAUGUGCACUUUCUGAAUAGCUGUUGAGGAUGCCAGCAUUGGAGUCGGAGAGGAGGACGGAUCUCCCCCCCCCCCUCCUGUGUGCUCCUGUUUCCUUGACCACGUUCUCUGAGAGUUUCAUGAAGUCAAAGGAGUUUCUAAUUCUUUUCCAAACCGGGAGACCAAAAGAGAUUGAUGGGAAGAAGUGUUUGGUUCUCAGGUGACCUGGGGCAGAGCAGAGCAUGGCCACAGGUUGAGCAGUCAGCUGAGGCCAGAGGCGGUAGCAGCGGCUGGAUCAAGGCCUCGUGUGAAAUGAGACGAGUGUGUGGGAGUGGAAAAUUGAUUCGCCGGGCUGCACAACCUCCCCUUUGUUGUCGGAGGAGGCGUUUGUUGCAUAAAUAUGUGGACGUCACUCAAAAGGAUGUCAAAGCUUUUUCUGACUUUUUGGCCCUCCUCCCAAAUCCCGGUCGCUCCAUUCCUCCAUCCGUCUUCUUCACGGCUUGUGCAGCCUUUCCUUAGGAAAGAGGGUUUGGAUGCAUUUGGUUAACAAAGUAGUGUACUCCCCCUCUUGAAAUGCACAAGAAUACUACCCCGGGAGUGUUAAGACUGUGAAUAUUCUCCUAACCUAUUUGAUAUGGCAUGACCCCUUUUAAACUGCUUGAUGAAAUUGUCUACCGAGGUAUGUAAAUGAAUAACACUGAGGCCAUGAAAGCAGAGCGUUUUAAGGAAAAGAAAAGAACGUUUCUGCUAAGAAAGCAACCUCAGCCCACGGUCGGUCCUCCACCCACGCACUGUAUGUUUUCCUAUUUACAUAAAAGUACCGAGUGAUGGAGUCGGUUUUAUUAUUCUGAUCCGAAGAGGAACAUUUAACUGGACGGGGCUCAGUUUGUUACCCCCCACAAAGCGCCCGGGAAUCAAUGUUAUUUGAUGUGACAACGCUUUUCAGGGAAUUCAGUCCGCACCAAAAUCCAAACGUGAGCGUGAAGGGUUGAUAUAAAGAGAGAAAAAAGAUAAUAAUAACUGAGUGGCACUUUUUCAUCAGGCUGUCCAAAAUAUAACAGAACCAAAAGAAACCCUAUCUUUUCCCACCUCCCUGCCGUAGUUCUCAGAUAUGUGUGGUCUUAUCAUGUGUGCCUUUCUCCCUCCACUCAUGUCAACAUAUGGUAUGUUUACACCCGUUCAAAUACUGCUGAAAAUACUCGGUCCUGAUCCAGAUGUCUGACUUUCAGGGGAAAUGGGUGGGGCGGGGGGGGGGGGGGGGGGGGGGGGUUCUCUGCGGAGCAAGCGUGUCUCCUUCUGUCCUCUGCAGACAGAGAGCAUACUGUUCAACAGAGGGGAACUCAAAGCUUUUGUCCGUCUAAAGAAACUGUGAUCUCAUUCUGUCGAUUCAGGUACCAAAACUGCACGGACAGUUUCUGUGAAGGGAUCCCAAGAUCGGCAGUCGUCUCUAGAUACUGCACCAGAGGGCAGGGCAUUAUUUUGACAAAAGUGGAAAGUCUCUGUACAUAUUUGUAUUCUGAGGAAACAGUGUUAUUGUUGUUGUAAUGAAGUUGAAAAUUGUUUCAGAAAUAAUAACGAUGAUAAAAAAAAAUAAAGAAUAGUUUGUGACAGCGAGGAAAAAAAAAAAAAAAGUCCACAGCCAAGGGUUGUCCUGCUAGCACAUUUUUACAGAGAUGAGCUAUUUUUACUGGUGAUUUUCUAGACAUGUUGAAAUCCUUUUGAAAAAAAAAUAGUACAAAACUUCCAGAAGUACAAGCACUUCCAUUACUAUAGAAUGUGUGAUCAGUUUAGUUACUUUUGUAGAUGUGGUCGUUCCUUUGCUACUGCACCGUUUUCUAAAGUGGGACAGGCCUUGGCUGUGCGUUCUUAGGGAAUCUUGUUUAUGUUUAACCUUUUUUUUUUUGGAGGGUGGGGGUGUAUAACACGGUAGAUCGGCCAAGUUUGUGGAUGUGUGUUUGUGUACUUGUAAACAUGUUCCCUGUUUCUGUGUCAGUGUUAUAAAGCAGAGAAGUGACGUCAGUUAUUGUGAGGGUAUGAACCAUUUUAAAUGUUCUCUAUUAAAAAAAUCCAAAUAAAGACUCAUAGACCAGA
This is a messenger RNA of Fundulus heteroclitus (mummichog), 8821 nucleotides long. RefSeq names its product myelin transcription factor 1b (gene myt1b). The record is from RefSeq and is a predicted model, not a curated record. Bases 395 to 4108 code for a protein of 1237 amino acids. The transcript has 23 exons. Lineage: Eukaryota; Metazoa; Chordata; Actinopteri; Cyprinodontiformes; Fundulidae. Gene Ontology annotation, molecular function: DNA-binding transcription factor activity, RNA polymerase II-specific; RNA polymerase II cis-regulatory region sequence-specific DNA binding; zinc ion binding. Gene Ontology annotation, biological process: regulation of transcription by RNA polymerase II. Gene Ontology annotation, cellular component: nucleus.